This is a messenger RNA of Linum tenue, 2605 nucleotides long. NCBI's taxonomy places the organism in Eukaryota, Viridiplantae, Streptophyta, Magnoliopsida, Malpighiales, Linaceae. The record is from the annotation of a GenBank genome assembly.
CCCCAAACCAUUUGCUUGAUCGGCUCAACCACAAUUAAUAUUGAUAAGGAAGUCUUUUCAUCCAAUGGCAGUCGACAGUGUGACCAAUUUGUCCUCACCCAGACACGUUUACGAGUUGGGCCGUCGUCUGGCCCUCCUCUCCACUCAUGGAAUCUGGGCCCGCCCGGCCAAAUUUACAGCCAAUCCGCGCUUGUCGCACAAAACGCCGCCGUAUCACGCAUGUCGACAACAUUUGCUCUCCGGUGAUUCCUAAGCGCGGCAAGCGCUUUACCGCCACCACGCGCUGCUCACCCGUUUUACCUGUCCUCUGUCGGCAACGAAGGCAAUUAUUCCCCCAACAACGCCUAUAAACUUAAAAAAAAAAAAAGGUUCAAAAUCCCUACUUCAUCAUCUCACCGUUCAAUCUUACACCACACUUCCACGUCAUCACCAUCAACGGUUUUGGGUACCGCCAAAACGCCUCGGAUCCUUCACUGUGAGCGGCCGCGCAUUAUAUAUCUCCAUAAAUGAACCCAAUUUUUGGUUCAAUUUGAAGAGGAGAUUAUUACAACGAGAAACGAAAGGGACUACUGAAAGAUAGACAAAAAAAAAAAAAAGGGUUUUGGGUUGUUUCCGUUGUGUCUGUAGGCGAAGGCAAAGCUGAGGUUUUUGGACGAUUCUAUGGCGGAGCAGGAGGUGAAGAAACCAGAAGCCGAACCCCCAGUUGUAGCUGAAGCUCCGGCGCCGCCGGCUGCCGUGGAGGAGAAGUCCAUGGUUCCCACGCCGGAAGAGGCCAAACCGGAGAAGACCCAUGAAGAAUCCCAUGCUCUGGCUGUGGUAGAAGCAAGUAAGCUUUCCUUGGGUUUUCUAAAGCUAAUGGCUUUCCCCCCCUCUUCUGUGUGAUGAGUCCCAAUUGGGCAAUAAUUGAAUUCUCCAUGUUUUGCUUUGCUGCUACAAUCUGGAAACCUGCAGAAGCUGCUUCAUUUAUGGUGCUGUCAUGCUUUUUCUUUUCUUUCUUUUUCAAUUACCAUAUGGUGGGUAUUUUUAGGCUUUGCUGUCCUUUUUCACUUCCCUGGAAUAUUGCCAGUGUGGCAAGCAGCAGCAUAGCUUUGAUUCUUGCUUUUUUUCUUCUUGGGGAAGUUGGUUAAUUUUCCAGGCAAGGCGAUUACUUUUAGUUACAGAUAUUUGUGGAGAUGAUUGUAGAGUGAGUUUCAGCAGUAGCAAACUGGCACAAUUGCCUUUUUGAUUUCCCUUUUGCUCGAAUGAUUUGUUUAGUUGUAAAUUAGGGGGUGGGGUGGGGGGGAUUUGUCCUCCCUGUCUCCCCACAUCCACAUGCACCUUUAGAUUUUCCAGAAAGGAAAAAGCUUCAUGUGCAGCACUGGCAAUGAUCAUAAAUGUGUAUGGUCGUUAAUGGAAUCGUCAAUUAUGCCAGCUCUCCCCCAAGCUUGACUUUAAUGGCAUCUCAAAAAGGACUGUUGUUGGGUCCUACUUCUUUGGAUGCCAUGGCAUGGGAUAUAAUGGAGCUUGAUCAAAAGGGGAAAAGAUAUCAUAAUUGCAGGAAAGUGGGCUUUAAUAAUUUCAGGGUCUCCUGCAAUUUCAACAAUUUUAUGUGUUCUAAUGUGUUGAUUAUUGUUAGUAGUGCUGGAAAGCUUUGAUGUGUGGAUUAUCCAUCCUGUUACUCACCGCUUUUUGUAAAAUACCAACUAAGCAAGUUUUUGUCACUAGUUAGUUGCAACCUGGAUUUUAUGUGUAAAGAAUGCUACCACUUGAUGCUGGCUCCGAAUCUGUUUUUACAAAGAGAAAGUGAACCUCUCUGCUUUCCCAUGUUUUUCUUUUAUGAGGAUAAAUCCCUUAUAAGGAAGGGACUUGAUUUGUCUGUGACUCAAUUGUGGUUCCAAGUUGCUUAGGAAGACUGCAAGUGUCUUAAUUCACCUCUACAUAGCUAUGGGAAUUAAAAAGGCUCCAGAGCCGGUUCCGAAGAAGAUAUCGGGUGGAUCGCACGAUAGAGAUGUUGCUCUUGCUGAUAUUGUGAAAGAGAAGCAGACGUGCUUCAUUAAGGCAUGGGAAGACACUGAGAAAUCCAAAGUGAACAACAAGGCUCAGAAAGAAAUCUCUGCUAUUUCUGCAUGGGAGAACACCAAGAAGUCAGCUGUGGAAGCUAAACUGAAAAAGCUCGAGGAGCAAUUGGAGAAGAAGAAGGCUGAAUAUGGGGAGAAGAUGAAGAACAAAGUGGCUCAAAUCCACAAAGAAGCUGAAGAGAAAAGGGCUAUGGUGGAAGCCAAGCGCGGGGAGGAGUUUCUGAAAGCAGAGGAAAUGGCUGCCAAAUACCGUGCCACUGGCCAAGUUCCAAAGAAGCUGUUCGGUUGCUUCUGAAAAACAAAAAGGCCAUGGAUACAAUGCAACUAUAAGACUGAGAGCUCCUCCUUCUGUGUGUUUUUUACCUUCAAAACUUUUUUCACUUUUCCACCUCUAUAUACCCUCCAUUUUGUGUUCCUUUCUGCCACUGAACUUUGGCUAUAUAUGUUUUGUGCACGAAGAAGGUCAACCAUGUGAGCAACUGUACUUUUCUGUAAGAUCUCAUGUGUCCAUAUGUACAAAAAAACGAAUGAAUCCAAGUCUGUAUUUU